UCGAACUAUGCACACAAAAAUUGACGUGUAUCAAUUUGCGCCGUGUGUUUGCAGAUUAUCCACCGGGUAGCACGAAAAAACAACUCAAAAGUUACUGCUUCUGCUAAAUAUAGAAAGUCUGUUGCGGAGUUACGGAGGCUGUUUCGACCAUCAGACAUAUUUCCCGACUUGUGCAUUGUUUUCUGACUAAUUUGUAGGUGAACAUGGGUGGAAAUACCAGCGUAGAAGUUCCCGGUGGUGGUACCGAAGGAUAUCACGUUUUGCGGGUUCAAGAGAAUUCACCAGGACACAAGGCAGGGCUGGAGGCGUUCUUUGAUUUUGUAAUAGGCAUUGGAAACACAAGACUGGACAAGGAUGAUGACACUCUGAAGAAACUCCUGAAGGAGAAUGAAGAACGUCCAGUCAGAGUGCUGGUGUACAGCAGCAAAACUUUAUCCGUCCGAGAGGUCACGCUGACCCCAACCAAUAGAUGGGGCGGUCAGGGGUUACUUGGGGUCAGCAUUAGAUUCUGCUCCUUCGAGGGAGCAAACGAGAAUGUUUGGCAUGUUUUGGAUGUACAGCCAACGUCACCUGCAGCCCUUGCAGGGUUCAGAUCUAACACAGACUACAUCAUCGGGGCUGAUACUAUCCUACAUGAGUCUGAAGAUUUGUUUUCCUUAAUUGAAUCUCACGAGAAUCGUCCUCUCAAGCUGUAUGUGUACAAUGUGGAGACGGAUGGAUGUAGAGAGGUCACCAUUACACCAAAUCGCACUUGGGGAGGAGAGGGCAUCCUGGGUUGUGGAAUAGGAUAUGGAUACCUGCAUCGGAUACCAACACGUUAUUUCCCAGAGGGGCGUAAGAUGACAUUCUCUGCCCAUCUCAAUGCUCCGGUGAUUCCUGCAGAAGUCUUAGAAGGUGUCAGCAAAGAUCCACUCUUAGAAGGAUUUGCAGAGGUGUCCCUAGCCUCCUCAGCAGACACAAGUCAAAUUGAGAAGGGUCUCUCCAGUGUAUCCUUCUCUGCUGACCUCCCUGUUCAGAUCCCCCAUCCUGCUGCUGUUGGAGCUCAACCAACAGUGCCUGUCACACCACAGAACUCUGCUGGUGAUUCAGCGACAGCAGCCUCUACAGGAGUCUUACCACCCGUCAGUCUGGCCAAUAUUCCCGGCCUUCCAAAUCUCAACAUAUCCCUGCCUCCUAUGCCUACCCCGGCCCCAGUCACAACACCUGCAAUGUCUGCUGCUGGCACAGCCCCAGCAGCGUCUGGUGAUGGUGUCACAACUCUGCCACCCCCUGUGUCGCUCCCCGGUGGUAUCACAAUACCAGGCCCCACACCACUGCCCACUCUUCCUGUUGGAAUCAGCACAACAUCGCCGUCAUCAUAGGACUUGGAUCUCUCUUUGUUUCAUCUUUAAAAUUCGGGGAAUUGGUAGAAAGGGGUAGGGAGAUUAAUCUUCUUGAUGACGAAGAUUCUCCAUCGAUUUGAUCGUAUUUGUUGGUCAGGAAAAAUUCACUUUGACACUGUCUGCGGCUGUUUUAUUGAAGGUGUAUAAUUAAACCUUGCUACAGCUUCAACAGUUUAAUUCUACAGAUCUUUAUCUGUGUGUCACCAUAUGUAGUCUUGCUGCCAGUGUGGAAUGGCAAUAUCACAUACUGAUUCUCAUUCUACUGACAUGGUACCAAACUAUUCGCCCUUCUAGCCUCUGUUUGGUUUAUAUUGAUUUGAGAGGUAGGACAAAUAAAAUGGUGGCCUGAUAAAAGACACUAUUCAAUGGUUAAAGCUAAAUAUACUGUAAAUCUAAAUACAGUUUAUUUGCUUGUUUAUGUAGCAUGGAACACUUCUCACAUUAUGUUACAUAAUGUAUAGUCUGGCACCCUGACUUACUUGGCCUAGCGAAGCUAAUUUCCAUACAUUUGACUCUCUGAGGUUGUUACCACUGAAAGUGUAAACUAAGUUCUGAACUUGUGAUAUACCUAUACCAUGGAUUUAAAGGUCCAACUUGUGUGAAACUUCCUGCAUCCCUAACUGUGGUUUGAGUGCUGCCAGGUACAGGCACUAAGGCAAUGGCCAGGGGCAUUGAGACAAUUGCCGUAUUGCCCCCAUGAAGUAUCAGGGCUGUGUUCAUGUAGGCUGAUUCCCAUCCAAGCUCACAUGAGUGUUAGGGAACCAACACAGGAAUGAGCUCAUUUGGAGAGUGGUUUUAUUUAUGUCCCUGUGGUCAGCAAACACACACUGAUUUACGGUUUGUGCAAAUUACCAUUUCUAUGUAGUAAUUUCUAAAGACAAAGAAGGAGACGAGGGAAGCUCUUACUUCAAGUUGUUUACUUUUUUAUUUUCUCUUCCAUAGUUUACACAAGGAUCUAAGAAAUGUAUCAAAUAUUCUUCUUAGCACCUGAAUUAUUUAACCACAGUUAAGGUUGACCCAAUAUAAGGUCUCAAAUUAAACCAAAAAAAAACAAGAAAUUUUCAUAGGUUUUUACUGCACCCUUUUAUGUUUUACAUACUUUUCAAAGCAUAUCUAAUUCAAGAAUUUAUUGACCCAAAUAACUGCUCUGAAGAAUUUGCCCAAACUUCAGCCUCAUAUAAUGUUUUGUACAUAUAGAGUAUUUACCAGCAGCUAAAGUUGUUUGUGUUAAGUAACAUUUGGGGGAAGGGGGUGAUCAUACCAUCAGCAUGAAAUUAAAAAUAUAGAAAAGUUUAUGUUUUAGGUUAAUAAAUGUCCCACAUCCUCUCCUGAAAUAACUGCAAGUCCAAACCAUCUCCUGUUAAAUUCAUAUACAUUGUUGCUUAUUUACUUAGGCACACAGGAGAAUUGUUAAAUCAGAUCCAAAGAUUGUAUAGCGCUGCAGGCGCAAGACUGGCAACUUGGGCUGAAAUGUAGGCUUUGGAUGCCAUUUCAGUAAGCAACUCUUUUUAUUCGACAACGGAUUAGUGCAGUUGCUGUAGCAAAACAUUUGCUUACCAAAAUGGCGCAUAGCCAUACUCUCACAAUAGAUAGAGCUCCAAUUGCCUUAAAGCGUUUUACCAGCUUUACUAAAGAUUGAACUUGCCAUAUUACGUAUGAAUUUGUAAUUUCCAGUCCAGUAGCAGGUAUCUUAUAAGGUAAUGAAUUUUGUAAAUAUUUUGGAAAUUUUCUGAUUCUCUGGGCAGGUUUGCAAUUUGGUGUCCUUUGCCCUUGAUGAACACAUGGCAUUUGACGCAUAACAAUAUCCGAUUUAGGCCUUGCGGUUCAUUCUUUUGAGGAAAAGGUACUUUUCCUUUACAUAUCUACUGGUAUAUUUCAAGGAGCAUGAAGGAACUUGCCUCCACACAGUACCGAACUUGAUAGUGUUUUUCCUACAUAAGUCUUAAAUCUUAUACUUCAUAAUUGGGGGUCAAUCAAUGUGUGGUACAGAAUGUUUGGAAGAGUAGGUCAUUAAAAAUAAAUUGUCCCCAAACCAACCUCUA
Molecule: messenger RNA, 3424 nt
Organism: Asterias rubens (European starfish)
Lineage: Eukaryota; Metazoa; Echinodermata; Asteroidea; Forcipulatida; Asteriidae
Product: Golgi reassembly-stacking protein 2-like
Exons: 8
Coding region: 204-1361 (385 amino acids)
Biological process (GO): Golgi organization
Cellular component (GO): Golgi apparatus
Molecular function (GO): protein binding
Source: RefSeq, a predicted model, not a curated record